Paecilomyces variotii is the source of this 954-nucleotide messenger RNA. RefSeq lists its product as hypothetical. Lineage: Eukaryota; Fungi; Ascomycota; Eurotiomycetes; Eurotiales; Thermoascaceae. The transcript has 2 exons. The coding region runs from base 1 to 954 and encodes 317 amino acids. The record is from RefSeq and is a predicted model, not a curated record.
AUGUUCGGUUCUCGCGUCUCUUCACCAUUAUACCCAUCAUUCAGCCAUCACUCCUAUACAUCAGAAGACUCAGGCUCCGCUACUACUGCGCCUAUCCUGCCCACAGGCGGAUGCCAAUUUAUCCUCUUGCACUCAUCUACUCCUGACCAGCGCUGCUCAUGCCAGGGCUUCCGCCUCCAUGAGAGCUUACCGGGAGCUCACUGCUAUUUAGCCUUGAUGGAUAAGAUGCGAAGACUUGAAGCUCAAUAUGAGCAUGAAAGGAAAGUCUGGCAGGAAGAGUUGAAUGAGGAGCGACGAGCUCGUCGGGAAGAUAUUCGCGUUCUUCGAGAGGCGAUGUAUUCAUUGUAUAAAGUUGUUGAGCAAGAUAUCCCGCGACAGUUUGAAUAUGUGGAGGAUAAAAUUGAAGGAUUGGUGGAUAGUCAACAGCAGUUACAAGAGAGGGUCAUGACUGUGGAUGAUUCGACUAUGGCUUUGGAAGACCGAGUGGCUAAUUUAGAAGAUGAACAAGAUUCGAACGAUGAAGGGGCAGUCGAUGAUGAGGAUGAAGUUGUUGGAGAAUCUACAGAGCAAUAUGGCAGCGACAUGGCUGCGCUUGAUACCUCUCUCGCUGGGCAGAUAGCAGUCCGCCCAUCUGUCCGCGAUGGGUUUCCCGCUUCAGGCAGCGAUGAAGCUUCUAUCAAACUUGCUGAAGCCUCACGGAAGACACAUCUGGACGACCAAGAUCAGUCAUUCCAACUACCACCGAACCCUUUGCAUGCUGUCAACCCUGCGCAAUUGAAGCGUAAACGGCAUGGGGUUGAUCAUGAAAUGGCCGAGUCUACUGCUGAGAGCAGACAUUCUUUCACCCUACCAAGCCCACCGCCUCUCUCACUUUCAAGUCCAGAUCAGGGCCCUUCUCGGUGUCAUAGCGAGCCAAGCAUUGCACCAUACUCUUCAUUCGGUCUGACGAGUUGA